Ctenopharyngodon idella (grass carp) is the source of this 1024-nucleotide messenger RNA. RefSeq lists its product as uncharacterized. The transcript has a single exon. NCBI's taxonomy places the organism in Eukaryota, Metazoa, Chordata, Actinopteri, Cypriniformes, Xenocyprididae. The coding region runs from base 20 to 886 and encodes 288 amino acids. The record is from RefSeq and is a predicted model, not a curated record.
UCUACAAACACGGUGAGUCAUGUCAUCCUCUCCCAGGAUUGCUACCUGUUCCAUUUGCCACAUGUUUACCAUAGCUCUCUCUGUCAGCGACGAGGGAUUUACAUGUCAUAAAUGUGGGGAAAUAGUCAGGCUGACAGAGAGAAUCUCAGAAUUAGAGACACGCAUCCAAACUUUAAUCGAGGAUAGUAAGAAUGCAAGGGCUUCAGAUACUGUUUUGGAUGCGACUAGCUUAGUGAAUUCUGUACAUUGUUCGGUUCCGGCUGUAGAGCCCGCACAGCAGGGCACUUGGGUAACGGUGAGGCGGCCUAGCCGUGGAAAACACCACUCUUCCGUUCCAAUAAGAACAUCAAACAGGUUCUCCCCACUCAGUGAUACACCCACUGAGAAUCCUGUUGAAAGUGCCCUAGUUAUUGGCGAUUCUAUUACACGGAACGUGAAAAUAGAGACACCAGCCACCAUAGUCACAUGUUUGCCGGGAGCCAGAGCACCUGACAUCAAAGCAAAUUUAAAAGUGCUGGCUAAUGCUAAUCGUAAAUAUUCUAAGAUUAUUAUUCACGUCGGCACUAAUGAUGUUCGACUUCGCCAGUCGGAGAUCACUAAAAUUAACAUUAAAGAGGUGUGUGAACUCGCAAGUACAAUGUCAGGAGAAGUAAUUUGCUCUGGCCCCCUUCCUGUUCGUCGGAGUGAUGAGAUAGUUAGCAGAUUAUCAUCACUCAAUGGCUGGCUGUCUAAGUGGUGUCCGCAUAAUAAUAUAGGUUUCAUAGACAAUUGGAAAAGUUUUUGGGGCAGACCUGACCUGUUGAAAAGAGAUGGUAUUCAUCCCUCCCGGGAUGGUGCUGCUCUUCUCUCUAGUAAUAUGGCACAUAGUCUUAGAGCUGAAACAUGACAAACUGGGGCCCAGGUCAGAAAGCAGACAGACUGGCUAAACCGACCGUCUGCUAGCUGCCUCACGUUACAGAAGUCAGAAAAUUCAGAUAACUCCCAACACAUAGAAACUCUUACACCUAGAUAUUUUCAAAUAGAG